GUAUGUAAAGAGACUCACAGUCAGCUUUGUGCAGCUCGUGACAAAUCAAAAGCAGACGCUGAAAAAUGUCUUUUGAAGCAGGAAUUAGAGCAGUACAAAAUUGAUCACAAUAUUCAGAUAAAAAACAGGAGAAUGGCUGAUGAAAAUCUGGCCCAUAAACGACGAACGUGGGGUGGUCUACGAGAAGAUGGAGAAUUUGAACCUGUUCAAAUGCCAGAUAUCACUGUUAGCCAAGAAGUUCAAACAACGAGUGCAGAGCAGAGGCUCGAGCCCGGCAAAAAAUCAAAUGAUGGUUGCGAGACCACCGUGUAA
Molecule: messenger RNA, 312 nt
Organism: Gongylonema pulchrum
Lineage: Eukaryota; Metazoa; Nematoda; Chromadorea; Rhabditida; Gongylonematidae
Source: the annotation of a GenBank genome assembly